Penaeus indicus is the source of this 3174-nucleotide messenger RNA. RefSeq lists its product as uncharacterized. Bases 235 to 2226 code for a protein of 663 amino acids. NCBI's taxonomy places the organism in Eukaryota, Metazoa, Arthropoda, Malacostraca, Decapoda, Penaeidae. Gene Ontology annotation, biological process: SCF-dependent proteasomal ubiquitin-dependent protein catabolic process. Gene Ontology annotation, cellular component: SCF ubiquitin ligase complex. The record is from RefSeq and is a predicted model, not a curated record. The transcript has 3 exons.
AGUAUCCUCCUAAUCAGAUUUUAAAGACGCCAAUGCCGUUUUCUAUGAUUUGUUCAUGAACAUCGUGAAAGAAAAUGUUCUCAACAUUGAACAGUCUCGGACGUGUUCAUAUCGGGAUCCACGAUCUCGAGAAAAAUGACAUGGUGCUCAAAGAAGUCUGCAGUGCUGAGUCUUCACUUCAAAGUUCAAUUCUGUGAUAGGAUGUAAUACUAAGAUUACACUCGAGAACUCAAGAUGCCAGCACGUAUGGAGACAGAGAGUCUCCUUGAAUUGUCAUUAAAUGCAGUUUGUACAAAUAUAGAACAAUUGAUUGUGAUUGGUAAUAGUGUAGUAGAUGCUUCAUAUGAUAUAUUAACAGGAACCAAAGAAAAAUUUCUUCACAUGUUAAGAGAGUUCCCACAGUAUCUUCUAAGAAAUGCAAAGGAAUUGAUUGACCUGGGAGAUGCUUUUGACGAACGGGGACAUUUUCAGGGUAUCGUAACAGAUUAUAUUAAGACUAUUCCCCCUGUAUUUCUUAAUGAAAUAUUCAAUAGAUUGCUCAGCAAUUUAACUUUAAUUCAGGUUAAUGAAUUUGAGAUAGAGGAGUUUCUUAAUGACAGAUGGUCAUGGAUAAAGAGAAUCAGGUAUCGUUUUCACUUAAUUCUUAAAAGUAUUUUAAGCUCAAAAGUGUCUGUAAUGAAUAUAAGUCCCAUUUCAAAUUAUUUAUAUAGAGCCAUAGUUGAAUAUCUUAUUGAUAAGGUAUUAAUGGAUAGUGAGAUUCUAGAAAUGGUAGAGGAAAAGAGUAAGAGUGUUUUCCUUCCUGCAAUAAUAGAGUGUGAGCCUUUUCUUGGUAGUCUAACAACACUGAGCCUUCAGAAUAUGGCUUAUGGACCAUUGAUACGGCUGAUCAGCUCAAAUUGUUCAAAUCUGUGGCAUUUGGAUAUCAGUGGAGAUCUCUUUGAUCUACAGCGUUAUUUUUUAACUAAAACUAAUGAUGAAGAUUGCAGAGGUGCAGACAAAUGUGGGAGAAAACUCUAUGAAAAAGCAGAUUUUCUGAACUCUCUCUGUUCUCUUUAUGGAGGUGAUGAUCGGUAUCAUGAUGUAUAUGGAAGGGGUGCCGGCUGUUAUGUGCUUAAAUCCCUGAAGUUGCCAAAUGUUAAGUGGGAAAGAGAAGAAGAAAUACAGUUACUUUGUGAAUCCUUGAAACUCUUGCAACAAUUACCAGAGCUCGAAGAAUUUGAGGGAGUUGACUUACUUCAUACCAUGAGUAAGCUAAAUCAGUUACCUUACCCACCAGUCAUGCUGAAAUUAAAGAAGUUCUCUAACAAGCCAGGGACUACUUUGUUUAAAGUGAAGCCAAGGCAGCUGAAGACAGUGCAUUUACCACUAGUAACAGAAGUAGAAUUUAUGAUCAGCCCAUCUGUACCACUGGCAACUCUUAAAAUAUUUCCUAACAUGAGGCAUCUCUCUCUCACUUCUUACAUUUAUGAUAGUUCCUCCUUUAAGGACAUUACAAAAUAUCUAACAAACCUAGAAUCCUUAAACUUGGAAGUAAUGCAUGAGUUGUCGGUUGAAAAUGUCUGUGAGCUUGCAGAGUAUUGCCCUCAUUUAGAAUCAUUAAAAUUAACUUGUCCUGCUUUAAAAACUGAAUUGCAAGAAUUUGGUGUAGAGACUGAAGAAGAUAAGAUUGAAGAAGAUUCCCAUUCACCAAGAGUCAAAAUUGAUCAAUUGCAAGGAGAUGCAUAUGAAUGCCAUGAACCAUUUGGUACUCUAAACAUUUUUCCCAAAUAUUAUAAUAAUCUUAGAAGCAUCAUAGAUUCUUUAGAAUAUAAUGAUUCAUUUGUACCAAAGCUAUCAAAUUUAGAUGCUCUUCGAUUGUAUGGCAUGCAGUCAGUUGAUGCUGCAGCAUUAUCAAAGUGUGUGCAAGGAUGCCCUAAUCUCAGAACCUUAGAAAUUGGUAUGAAAGAAAAGGAUCCUAAUUGUAACAUAAAGAUUGAUGAUAGUUUUAUAGGGCAAGUAAUGUGUAGAUUAAAGAAUCUAGAAAACUUUAAUCUCUUUGCAGAUUCAGCUUUUGGGCAAACCUUUGUAUUUAAAGGUAUAACUGUAAUGUCAGUUGGGUACAUUUUAAACUUCUGCAGAAAUAUAUGUUCCAUAGGCACAAUAGGAAAUUGGAAUGUAACUGCUGAGGAAGUGAAAUCUUUAAAUUAUUUUUUCAAGAAAAAUAAUUUUGUCCUAAGACUAGAAUAAAUUUCACACUUAUGUUUUAUACCAAGACUUUGUAUGUUUUCAUAUAAUGAGGGUGGUACCUUUUAUUUUUAUAUAUAUAUAUUUUUUACAUUUAUAUAGGAAGUUUGUGUUUCUACACAGUAGAAUCAAGAAAGUGGUCAUAGAUGUAUGUGUGUGUGGGUGAGUGGGUGUAAGUGUUGGUGUCAUGUCAAAUGUGACAAAUAGAGUUUAUUAGUGAUGAUAUAUGCUAUGGCCUCGGCCUUGAGCUUGCUAGGCUGCAGGUUAAUGAAUGCCAGUUUGUUUGCAACUCAUUAAUUGGUCUUAUGUAUGACUCAUUUAUUGCCGCACGCACGCAAGCACACACGCACGCACUCUCUCACACACACACACACACUCUCACACACACACACACACACACACACACACACACACACACACACACACACACACACACACACACACACACACACACACACACACACACACAGAAACAUUGUCAAUUAUUAACCCAAUGCUGCCAGGGAAAAGGAAUAAAAAUAUGGGGAAAAUGCUAUUUUUUUAUAUUUUUUGUGAAAGGCCUCUAGAUGGCUCUGCUAGUGAUUAGGAGUCAGUUAGUAGACCUUGUGACCUUGCCUGUUUUUUUAAACACAAUAAUUACUAUAAUGUAAAUCAAAGAAAAGGGUAAACGGGUGAGACAGGCAGUACUCAUAAAUGGCUCAUUGGUGACUUGGUACAAGUGUUGCCGUCUAUGUCUAAAAACAAUUAAACAAGUAAAAUCACAGUGGGCAUGGCAUACACGUACACAUCAUUCCCAUCGGCAUUGGGUUAAUAAAAUUUGCAUUUCUAUGGGCUGUGACUAUGAUAUAGGGCAUUUUGUAACUUGAAAUUGUAAUUUAUACUUUCUUUCUGUGAAUACUGAUUCAUUGUUAUAUACUUCAUUUAAUAAAGCUAAAUUCAAAAAGCGCUGAA